CAUUAAGUUUGCGUGCACAUUAAGUUAAUAUCAUUCGACAGCGCGGGAAGCAAUUUUGAUUGAUUCCAUUAAAUUUAUUAUUUAUUUAGCAUUUUCACGCUUAUUUAUAGUGUACCAUUAAGAUUUAUGUUGUUAUUUUAUAUCUAUUUAAUUAAAAAUCGUCUAAACAAAAUAUACAGUAUAUCGUAUCGUAUUUAUAAUUUAAAACAAAUGUCAAAAAUUAACGAUAUUCAGGUAUUAUUGUCUAUGUUUUCCGACGAUACAUUUCCGCGAUACAAUUACACAAAGGACAGGGUGAAGCCUUUGCUGACUCGAUUCAAACGUCUGAGAUUUAAAACAAAAGCCUUACCUAGUGAUAAAGAAAUAUCAAUAAUGGGAUUAAACUGUUCGAAACUACGUUCUAGUAUCAACAAUUGGAACAAAAAUGAUUUGCCUGAAAACACGGAUUUGACACAAGAAUCAGCCAUGCCAAAUCCAACACCAGUAAUCUUCAUAUCUGACUACACAAUGGAUUUUCCCGAGAACUGUUUUUAUGGAGUGAUGAUCGAAACUGGUCCGAAUAUCAAAGCUGACAGUGAAAAAUCGAACGUAAUUUGUUCAUCCAUAAAAGGGUUGAAAGAAAACAUAGACCGUCUUUUGGAAAGAUAUGUUCUCAGCUUUUUGAAGGACCUUUCCGAAAAUGCUUUACAACGCAUCGAAGCUUCACCUGACAUUAAAGAAAAUGGUUCGGAAGCGAUUGAGUGCCUUUUAUCUGACGUGAUGGCAGUUUAUCACAGAAGCUGCGCACCAAGACACGAAUGGCCUGGAAUAGAAAACAAAGAAACUCCGGUCCUUGAUAAAACUAUGGCUGACGAGUUGUUUAAAUGCGACGCCUCCAUUAAAGGAUUUGGAUAUCAGCACGAUUCCCUUCAAAUUAUCGUCGAUCGACAAUAUGAUGAGACUAGUUUUGAGGCGAUUCGUAAUUACUUGAAUAUUCGCAACAUUACCAAAUACCACAUCAACUGUGGACCAUGGACAGAGACGCCUUUGUGCGACAUAAAAGUAGGAAACGAGUUGGUUGUUGCUGAAAGACGCGGAACAUUGGGCGGUUUUGCAUUGAAAGAUGAUCACUUAUACGCCCUGACUUCACGUCACUUACUUGAUAACGCAGAAGAUCACAGCACUGGCUUAAGUUCACAAGGAAACGGUACUUCCGUUAAUGAACAGUAUGUUAAUAUUAACAAUACUCUGUCUAACACUUACAUCCAAUUUGCCAUUGCCGAACCGGGUUACACUAUUGGGGAACUUGAUAUUGCAGCUGUAAAAAUUGUACGACCCGAAAAUAUAGCUGACAAGAGGCUCAAAGACUCUAAAGGUCGUCAUAGAAAUAAUAUGAUUUUUAACUUUCAGGAUAAACCUGAGCAAGAAAUAAAGAAACUACUACAGAGUGAAAGGGUCCACGCAUGGACUAAAGCGAAACUCCCGCGAUUAGGACAAAUAUCAAUCCCGAUUUACUAUGUUAGGGGAAUGCAGUUUAGAUAUUUGGUUAUAGAAAACGAGUACAGUGAUGAUGAAGAACAACAUGCAGGUGCAGCAGAAUACGGCGAUAUUCCUAAUCCAAAUGCGUUUGGCAUGCCCGGAGACAGUGGUGCAAUUAUAUGUGGCGACGAUGUUCGCAGCCAAGGUGUUCAUGCUUACAGUAUGUUCAUAGGAAAACUACAAAACAAUGACAAAACCCUGUAUUUGUCUCUCAGGUUACAAGAUGGGCUGGACCAACUUUCAAACAACCAAGAGCCACAAACAAGAUCGCGCUAUCAACUGUGUUAGAUUUAUUGUUUUCCAUAAUAACUAUAAAUUAACCAAUGACCUUAGCAUUUCUAUCUUAAUUGUACGACUAAAACAGUGAAUUAAUAGAUUGUCAUUUAUUUUCAAGAAGCUUGAGACAUUAUAAGAGUUGUUUCGUUGACAUGGGUUAAAACAUAUUUAUUUCAAACAAGUUAACAUCACAUUUAUAUAAUUAGAUCCUUUUUUACAUCUGGGAGUUUAUGAAGGCAACAUCAAUGUUUCAUAUUUUAUUUUAUUUUUUGUUAUAUGUCUUGAUUGUAAUGUGUUUGUGUGUGUGUGUUUUUGUAAGUGUUUAUGUUCUAUUGUAAUCAAUCUGAUGAUGCUUGAAAAUGUAGUUAAUCUUUGCUCAUUUACAUAAAACAAUAACUGCCAAAAGGUAUUAUCUUCUUCAUACAAUUCAUCAAUUGAUAUCACAAAACAUUUACCUCCAAGUCGUACAAUGUGACUGCCAAUAGAAUUGCGCAAAGUCAUUUUUAACGAACGCAAACUUACCACGGUUUAAUUUUUUUACGCACAAUGUUUAUGAUUGUCAUUUAUAAUCCAAAUGAGAUAUUCAUUCACAGAAACUAAUAACUAUUUUAUUUAGCUGACACAAACUCAUCGUCGGAUACCCACGUUCGACUCAUACCGCUACUCUGCUAUACUUUAUAAUAAAAUAAAACAUUAUUUAUGGUA
Molecule: messenger RNA, 2499 nt
Organism: Dreissena polymorpha
Lineage: Eukaryota; Metazoa; Mollusca; Bivalvia; Myida; Dreissenidae
Exons: 3
Coding region: 127-1806 (559 amino acids)
Source: RefSeq, a predicted model, not a curated record